CGCCAUGCUUUCUUGGGACUAAGAAAACUCUUUUCUUUCCUUCUAGACAAUGGAAACCAAAAAAUCAUUAGAGAAGAAAGACAAAGAAAUGAGUCUUCUCAUCCAUCUCCUUCAACCUUGAUUUCCAAAUACAAAUGGCUCUUCCUAGUAGACUCAUUCAAUGCUGAACCACACGCCGAUCAGACUCCAUUAAACACCCUCUUUAUUUCUCACCACCAUCACCUCCCUUCCUCACUCAAAAAAAAUCAUCAACCCCCUUCUCCCUCUCUCUCUUCUUUCGCCACUUGUCCCCAAUUUUCUUCCUUUCCUACCCAUUUCCCCACCUCCUCCUUUUCUCUAAUUUGUAUCAUUUUACCUAUUCAUGCCACUAAUUUAAUUGCCACUGCCUUCGUGCAGAGUGCUUAUAAGAGGGCUUCCAUCCUGCAUGCCCACCAAGUGUUUGAUCCUUUGUCUGACUCUAAAUUGAGAUUCUACCUUCUAAAUUCUUGCUUCUCUUUUUGUUUUUGGCUGUUGGGUUGGACAAAAUGAGCUAUGCUGGAAUCGGUAUUAGUCCAGGGAAUGUCCCUGUGUAUCAUGGCUCCAAUUUGAAGGUCUUUGAUAAGAGGGUGAGGGUGGUUGAAUUGGUGUUGCGGUUUCUGAUUUGUGGCCUUGGUGUUCUUGCUGCUGUUCUUGUGGGGACUGAUACUGAAGUUAAAACUAUAUUUACCAUUCGAAAGAGGGCCACAUUCACAGAUAUGAAAGCUCUUGUGUUUUUGGUGGUAGCAAAUGCUGUAGCAGCCGCUUACUCUUUGGUGCAAGGAUUGCGAUGUGUGGUGUGCAUGGUGAGGGGAAAAGUGCUCUUCAGCAAGCCUUUAGCUUGGAUUAUUUUCUCUGGCGAUCAGAUUAUGGCGUAUGUCACAGUGGCAGCAGUGGCAUCGGCAGCCCAGUCAGCAGUGUUUGGGAAGCUGGGGCAGCCAGAGUUGCAAUGGAUGAAGAUAUGCGAUCUGUACAAGAAGUUCUGCAACCAAGUAGGGGAGGGACUUGCAAGUGCAGUGGUGGUCAGCUUGAGCAUGGUGGUUUUAUCUUGCAUUUCAGCCUCCAGUCUCUUCCGCCUCUACAAUGGAGGCAAGAACAAGAGCAACUCAAGAUGGUAAGCCUUUAGAGUUCACAAGUGAAACAUUCGAACCUCCGUAGCCUGAUCCCCACUCUGAGCUUUCUGUGAGGAAAUGUUGGGAUUUUCAGUGAUUCUGGUUCAAAGAAAUGCAUGUUAAAAGUGUCCAAUUCUCAUGAAAAACAAUGGUACAUCCUUCUUUAGUAAUAAAUUUAUAAGUUGAGGAAUAGACUUGUAUUUAUGAGAAUUUUGACCUCCUUCGAAAAAAAUGCAAGUAUGUAGCUGAAGAUAAAUGUGGGUCAAAAUCAAA
Messenger RNA from Cucumis sativus (cucumber), 1400 nucleotides. Its product is annotated as CASP-like protein 2B1. NCBI's taxonomy places the organism in Eukaryota, Viridiplantae, Streptophyta, Magnoliopsida, Cucurbitales, Cucurbitaceae. The transcript has 3 exons. The record is from RefSeq and is a predicted model, not a curated record. Bases 525 to 1133 code for a protein of 202 amino acids.